AAUAUUCGUUUCAGCUUUGGAGACCAUACGACGACUGCACAGCGCAUGCCGUAUUCCGUUUUCCGACUGCAAAAGCAGUAAGGCGAGAAAAUAUGUCGGAUCUAGGAUUAUCCGUAUUGAAUAAAACAACCUUAAACAAUCAAGAAAACCUAUUUUCGAGUCAUGACAUACCAGAAGUGAAGGAUGAAGAGGUCAACGCUGUCGCAACGUCUUUGCAGAACAUAGCUUUAACCCCUACAAGUUUUUGGAGUUCUGCAACAGAAGACGUUACGAGAUAUCCACCCCCACCUGCCACCCAUACAUUUGCCCCACCUCCCGUAAAUGGAACUGGAAUGUUUCAGCCAUUCGUACCGAUGGGGAGGCGGAUGGUAACCCCAAGACCCUAUAAGCAAGGUUAUCCCUCCUGGAGUAAUGGUGUAAGCGGCAGGAAACAGAAUAUGCCCUUUAGGAAGGUGCCUGUAACACAGCCGCAAAGGUUUAAGAGAGAGGACAAUCUGCUACCUUUGCAGGAUCAGGCUGCUGGUGGAGAACAAAUGAAAUUCGCGACUAGUUUGGAGAGUAAUCUGCUUGAUAUAAUCAAGACGGAUCAUUCGGCGAAAGGUUUGUAUAUUUUGCGUUAA
Messenger RNA from Dimorphilus gyrociliatus, 620 nucleotides. Lineage: Eukaryota; Metazoa; Annelida; Polychaeta; Dinophilidae. The record is from the annotation of a GenBank genome assembly.